GCACAGGUCUCGGUUUCCCUGUCUGCGCAGUGGACGCGCGGGCGGAGCCGCGGGCCGGAUCCGGGGCACGGGAGUUUGGGCCGCUUGUGUUCAGGCUGUGCUGUGUUGUUACCCGGAACCGGGCGUUGGUCUGCUUGGGCCUGUUUCCCCACUUUGCAGGGGCGGGGCGUGAGGGGAUAUGCGAGCCCCUCCGCGCUCGUUUUGCUGAGCUUGUGCCACCAAGUUAAAUUCUGUUAAGGACUUGGGUGGAAUGGCGGCGCCUCUCCGCCUUGCCAUGUGACCUUGGGCAGCUGAGUCCACCUCUGUGAGCCUUAGCUGCCUUCGGAGAUGAUAGUGUCUGCCUCAUAGGGAGGGUUGGGGAUUAAAUGAAGUGCUAUUCAAGUGUUUGCUCAUAUUCUUGGAAGCACCGGGGAAGCCCUUGUUAAAAUGUUGAUUCCUGGGGCUGGCCCGGUGGCGCAGGCGGUUGGGUGCGCGCGGUUCGGAUCCCGGGCGAGCACCAACGCAGGGCUUGUCAAGCCAUGCUGUGCUGGCGUCCCAUAUAAAGUGGAGGAAGAUGAGCUGGGAUGUUAGCUCAGGGCCAGUCUGCCUCAGCCAAAAGAGGAGGAUUGGCAGAUGUUAGCUCAGGGCUGAUCUUCCUCAAAAAUAAAGCUGAUUCCUGAGCCCCGCCCUAGGACUUCUUCCCACUCCCUUUGAAGAAACAGCCCAGAUCCUUAUCACAAUUGGCUUCAGUCCCCACAGAUAGCGCUGUGAAGUGCUGAUUCUUUGUUAUUCCCAUUUUCUGGGUGAGAAAACCGAUUCAGGGAGGUGAGGUGAUUCUUCCAAGGUCACACAGCCUCCCUGUCUGUGUGUUUCCCUCAUAAAGGUAUUUGGAGCAGGAGCCAGAGCCCUUGCUGGGUCAUUUCCACCCUGUGUGUGGGCCAGACUAGCUGUUAGUCAGGGAAGGCUUCCUGAGGGAGACAGCUAGGGUAGUGGGGAGUGUGCCCUGAAUCCUUCAGCCCUCAUAUCUGGCAGCUGGAGAUGAGAAAGAGCUGUACUUUGCAGCAGAAUGGUUUCCCACUGGUCCAGAACCCUGAACCUGUCAGGCUCUGGCUGUGGGUCCUGCCACAUGACUGCCCUUUGAGCGCAAGUGUCCUGUUUAUACAUGAUCAUGCUUCUUCAAAAAUCGGAGACUGUGAGUGUCCAGACCUGGCACAUAGUGGGAGCUCAAUAAACAUGGCGAUAAUUGGAUGAGGAGAGUUUCACCAGGCAGCGGAGGAGGAGGAAGAGAUGGACACCCCGGACUCGGCCUCAAGGGUCUUCUGCAGCCGCAUCCUGAGCAUGGUGAACGUGGACGAUGUCAACGCCAUCAUCCUGGCCCAGAAGAACAUGCUGGACCGCUUUGAGAAGACCAACGAGAUGCUGCUAAACUUCAACAACCUGUCGAGUGCCCGCCUGCAGCAGAUGACUGAGCGCUUCCUACACCACACGAGGACCCUGGUGGAGAUGAAGCGGGACCUGGACAGCAUCUUCCGCAGGAUCAGGACGCUGAAAGGGAAGCUGGCCAGGCAGCACCCAGAGGCCUUCAGCCACAUCCCAGAGGCGUCCCUCCUGGAGGACGAGGAUGAAGACCCCAUCCCGCCUAGCACCACAACAACCAUUGCCACCUCAGAACAAAGCACGGGCUCAUGUGACACCAGCCCCGACACCGUCUCGCCCUCCCUCAGCCCCGGCUUCGAGGACCUGUCCCACGUCCGGCCUGGCUCCCCUGCCAUCAAUGGCCGCAGCCAGACGGACGACGAGGAGAUGCUGGGCGAGUAGCCCUGCUCCCAGGGGUCUCAGGGCAGUGGCAGCACCCCCAGGUGCCUGAGGUGGUAGCGGGUAACCCUGCCUCAAGAUCGUCAGCUUUGCCGUGAUAGUCUGUCAUCCAGGGCUCCAGGGGGACAAGCUCCUUUCCGGGGUAGUCAAAGUCCUGGGGGGUUUGUUCUUCUCACUCCUCCCUCACCGAGAACACCUCUCCUCUGCAGACCCCUCUGCUGGGCCGGGGGCCAUCACCACAGCUGGAGUUGUUGGACUGGGCACAAAGGAGCUUUUCCAGAUGAGGCCUGAGGUCUGCUCUG
Molecule: messenger RNA, 2096 nt
Organism: Diceros bicornis minor
Lineage: Eukaryota; Metazoa; Chordata; Mammalia; Perissodactyla; Rhinocerotidae
Gene: KXD1
Product: KxDL motif containing 1
Exons: 5
Coding region: 1267-1797 (176 amino acids)
Biological process (GO): lysosome localization
Cellular component (GO): BORC complex
Source: RefSeq, a predicted model, not a curated record